AUGUUUGUCCCAGUCCCUCUUCUCCAGGGAUUCCACAAGAUUCAGCAGCGCCUCACCCGGGAACUUGAGAAGAAAUUCUCCGACCGCCAGGUCAUUAUCAUUGCUUCUCGCCGCAUCCUCCCACGCCCCAAGCGAUCCACCACCGCCCGCACCAGCCAGACCCAGAAGCGCCCACGCUCCCGUACCCUUACCGCUGUCCACGAAGCUAUUCUCUCAGAUAUCGUAUACCCAGUCGAGAUUGUUGGUAAGCGUGUCCGAACAAAGGAGGACGGUAGCAAGCUGUUGAAGGUUGUUCUCCACGAGAAGGAGCGUGGUGGUGUGGACCACCGCCUUGAUGCAUACGGCGAGGUCUACCGAAAAUUGACAGGUCGUGGUGUUGCUUUUGAGUUCCCCCAGAGCGGAUCUUCGGAGUACUAG
Molecule: messenger RNA, 417 nt
Organism: Trichophyton benhamiae CBS 112371
Lineage: Eukaryota; Fungi; Ascomycota; Eurotiomycetes; Onygenales; Arthrodermataceae
Exons: 2
Coding region: 1-417 (138 amino acids)
Biological process (GO): rRNA processing; ribosomal small subunit biogenesis; translation
Cellular component (GO): cytosolic small ribosomal subunit; 90S preribosome; ribosome
Molecular function (GO): structural constituent of ribosome
Source: RefSeq, a predicted model, not a curated record